UUGCGAGAGGAGAAGCUCCUCAGUGGAGGGUGCUGGGGAAGACUACUCGAAUAGUUCCCAUGACUUCUCCAGCCCCACCAAUGGAGGUUAUGUUAUGGGGUUGUUCAUUUUCCAUCUUCUGUUCUUCUUUUUUCUUAUCUCUAUGGUCAAAACCUUGGUUUCCUUUCCCUUUUUUAAGCAGGAGAACGCGACCUUUGUUCCGGAAGUGAAAGAAAGCGGAUGAAACGGCGGCAAAAUGGCUGCGGCCGCUGCGGCAGCGAGUGCAGGAUCCGGAGCCCCUGUAUGCGUCCUGGUGCUGGGAAUGGCUGGCUCUGGCAAGACGGCGCUGGUGCAGAGACUUGUUGCCUACCUGCAUAGUAAGAAUUCUCCUCCGUAUGUCAUUAAUCUGGAUCCCGCAGUUUAUGAGCUGCCUUUUCAGGCCAAUAUCGAUAUUCGGGACACGGUGAAGUACAAAGAAGUAAUGAAGCAGUAUGGACUGGGUCCAAAUGGUGGCAUCGUGACAUCCCUCAACCUUUUUGCUACAAGAUUUGACCAGGUGAUGAAGUUUAUUGAAAGACGACAAACUGCAUCCCAGUAUGUCCUAAUAGAUACACCUGGGCAGAUUGAAGUAUUCACUUGGUCUGCCUCAGGCACUAUCAUCACAGAAGCCCUGGCUUCCUCUUUCCCAUCAGUGGUGGUUUAUGUGAUGGACACAUCUCGCAGCACUAAUCCUGUCACCUUCAUGUCUAACAUGCUGUAUGCCUGCAGCAUCCUGUACAAAACAAAGCUCCCAUUUAUUGUGGUCAUGAACAAGACAGACAUCAUUGACCAUAGCUUUGCGCUUGAAUGGAUGCAGGACUUUGAAGCUUUUCAAGAUGCCCUCAGUCAAGAAACCACCUAUGCCAGUAAUUUAACUCGCUCCAUGAGUCUUGUUUUAGAUGAAUUCUACAACUCACUCCAGGUGGUGGGUGUUUCUGCUGUGCAAGGAACAGGGCUGGAUGAAUUUUUUGAACAUAUGUCCAGAGCUGUUGAUGAAUAUGAAAGAGAAUAUCGACCAGAAUAUGAGCGACUAAGGAAGAAAUUGGAAAGAGUUCAGAGGGAGCAGCAGGAGGAACAGCUGAAACGUUUGCAGAGCGAUAUGGGGCCUGUUGCUAUGGAGAACAGCCCAGCAGUGUCGGGUUCAAUUGCAGAAUCUUCAUUAGGCCCAUCAGAACUGAUUCUGACACGAGGAACUUUGGAACCAGAAGAGGAGGAGGAAGAGGCCCAAGACAGUGAUACUGAUGACAUUGACCAUAAAGUGACAGAGGAAAGCCAUGAAGAACCUGCUUUUCAAAACUUCUUGCAAGAAGCCAAGCUGCACUAUUCAACCAGAAGCAGCCAGUAAAGGAGAACAAGGACAGUUGCACGGCUGGACUCAGAAACUGAAGGACACAGAGCUGUGUAACAGGCUUACUCACUGCGGUCUAUGGCAACAGUUUUGGUCCCCUUCACUCACAAGGCUACUAGUUCUUUCCAUGGCAGCUUUUUUUCAGAGGGAGACUAAAGCAGUUUACCAGAACCUGAUGGUCAUUUCUGCAGAUGAGACAUAAUCACUUAUUGGCAAAAGAAUAUGACUUUGAGAGAGCUUGUCUCUAUGUUGUGAAUUCUACCUAUAAUGCAUAUUUCUGUUUUAUAAAUUAUUAGCAAAUAUCUAUUCUGC
This is a messenger RNA of Candoia aspera, 1678 nucleotides long. It is a transcript of the gene GPN1, whose product is annotated as GPN-loop GTPase 1. Gene Ontology annotation, molecular function: ATP hydrolysis activity; GTPase activity. The coding region runs from base 236 to 1363 and encodes 375 amino acids. The record is from RefSeq and is a predicted model, not a curated record. The transcript is spliced from 14 exons. Lineage: Eukaryota; Metazoa; Chordata; Lepidosauria; Squamata; Candoiidae.